GCGUCAGGAACGUCAGUACGCGCCUUGCCAUGGCCGCUUCAAGUUCCCACCAGAUUCUAGGGAUUCUAGAGGAAGUGCUGGAAAUAUUAAAAAAAGAACACGUGUUCGAUACCACAGGAAAAUAUCCGGUGGUCGAGUUUUUGCAUCCCAAAGAGUUACAGGACAAACUAGAUGUUGUCCUCAGAGACGACGCAGCUACUUCGGAGGAAAUAAAGAGAGCAAUGAGGGCUAUCGUAAAGUACUCUGUGAAAACAUCGAAUCCUCACUUUCAUAAUCAAUUAUAUGGCGGAUUCGAUGGAUACGGAUUAGCUGGGGCUUGGAUAUCAGAGAGUCUUAAUACAAGCCAAUAUACGUAUGAAGUAGCUCCAGUAUUCAUGAUCCUGGAGCGUCAAGUCCUGGACAAAGCCCUCUCCCUCGUAAACUACUCAAGCUUUCCGAAUGCCGAUGGAAUCCUCUGUCCAGGUGGAAGCGUAUCCAACAUGUACGGAAUGAUUCUAGCUCGUUAUAAACGACUGCCACAGGUUAAGACCAAAGGUUUGAGUGGAUUACCACCUCUUGCCCUUUUCACCAGUGAAUUGGGUCAUUACUCUGUCCACAAAGGAGCUCACUGGCUUGGAUUUGGUACUGAGAGUGUUUACAAUGUGAAAACAGAUGCUCUGGGGCGAAUGGAGCCUCAAGAUCUCCGGAGAGCGAUCAAAGAAGCUCGGAAGAAGGGUUUUACCCCUUUUUUUGUCAAUGCCACUGCAGGAACUACUGUUCUCGGGUCUAUAGAUCCACUUGACGAGAUAGCGGAGAUUUGCGAGGAAGAAAAACUCUGGCUCCACGUCGAUGCGUGCCUCGGGGGCUCAUUGCUUCUCUCUGAAAAAUAUCGAUGUCGGCUGAGAGGAAUCGAAAAGUCGAAUUCAGUUUCCUGGAAUCCACAUAAGAUGCUGGGUACGCCUUUCCAGUGCUCCAUCUUUCUCGUCAAUGCGAGGAAUCUUCUCCAUGAGGCCAAUUGUGCUGGAGCAACGUAUCUCUUUCAACAGGAUAAAUUCUAUGAUGUCUCUUGGGAUACUGGGGAUAAGAGUGUACAGUGUGGAAGGAAGGUUGAUGCUGUGAAAUUGUGGUUGAUGUGGAGAGCGAGAGGCACAAGAGGUCUCGCUGCAUCAGUGGACAUUGCAAUGGAAACCGCAGAGUACUUCCUCCAGAGGAUUGAGGAUCGAAACGGCUUUCGUCUGGUUUUUCCUAAAUACGAAGGAAAUACUGUCUGCUUCUGGUACGUUCCCCCCACCAUGAGGAAUCAGGAGGAAACACCAGAGUGGUGGCAAAAAUUGUAUAAUAUUACGAGGGAAAUCAAGGAGAUUCUGGUGCUUGAGGGAACCCUGAUGAUCGGGUACACGCCGAUGCCUCAGAAGAAUCUGGGGAAUUUUUUCAGAAUGGUAGUGAGUUGUCAACCCCCGCCCACCCGUCAGUCCAUGGACUUCGUGGUGGAGGAAAUCGAGAGGAUUGGAAAAAGACUUUAAUAUGAUUUCAUUAUAAUAGCACAGUGAAGGCAAGACAAAAUAUUGUAAAUGCGAUUUAUUACCUCAGGUCGCUAUAACUUUGUACAUGGAUUAAUAUUUUCAAGAAGUUAUUCCAGGGGUGAAUAAUAAAAGUAUUUAUAAUUAA
Messenger RNA from Fopius arisanus, 1647 nucleotides. RefSeq names its product acidic amino acid decarboxylase GADL1. Gene Ontology annotation, molecular function: carbon-carbon lyase activity; pyridoxal phosphate binding. Bases 30 to 1502 code for a protein of 490 amino acids. Gene Ontology annotation, cellular component: cytoplasm. Lineage: Eukaryota; Metazoa; Arthropoda; Insecta; Hymenoptera; Braconidae. The transcript has 7 exons. Gene Ontology annotation, biological process: carboxylic acid metabolic process. The record is from RefSeq and is a predicted model, not a curated record.